GUAUAAUAAAUAACGAUAAUUAAGUAACUAACUAGUCACUAAACUAUAGUAUUAAUAUUUAAUACUAGUGAAGUAAUUUAAACACUCCGAAACAAUAGUGACCAGCCUUUUUACUUUGUGACUUUUGUUUUUGUGCUUUAUGUCACUUUUUGGUUUCUAGUUAAUGAAUGUCCUUUGUCAGCAGUCAGUGGUGAGGACCAUUUGCUUCGUGUUUUUUUUUGCAUAUAUGUGUGUAUUGUUCAAUAGCGAGUGUAUUAUCAACGACGAUAUUAAUUAAAAGAAAUAGUAGCAACCUGGUGGUGACGUUGAAACACAACGAUCAGAUCUGAUGACAAUGAGCGAGUCAAAUGAAUGUAACAAUACAUCAACGCCAAAACAGCCAUAUAGGCCAGUAAUCAUUGUACAUGGUUUGAUGACUGGUGAUGUUAGCACAAUGCAACAUCUGGCUGCUCGUAUAGCUGAGUUACAUCCAGGCACCAAAACAUAUGUCAUAGACAGGUUCUGUGGCUUAGCUAGCUUAGAACCAUUGUGGCGACAGACAAAGAAGUUAGCUGAUGACCUAUUAAAAAUAUGUUCGUUGCAUCCAGAAGGUGUUCAUGUUAUAGGAUACUCACAAGGCGGACUCAUAGCAAGGGGCAUGAUAGAAGAAUAUGGUACUGAGCACAAUGUUAGGACAUUUGUAUCGCUUAGUUCACCGCAAGGAGGACAAUAUGGUGCUGAGUGUUUCACUAAAAUGUUUCCUGCACUGACAGCCCGUACUGCAUAUGAGUUGUUCUACACACGGUUGGGUCAACGGGCUCUGUCUGUAGCUAAUUAUUGGUAUGAUCCCAGACAUAGGGACCUAUACCUUAAAUACAGUGCUUAUCUUGCGGUAAUUGAUAAUGUUAAACAACAAAAAUCAAGUGAUUUUAAUUUACAACAAUAUAAUGAUAAUGAUAUGAAAGCUAUGAUGGUCAAUACAUCUACCGCAGUAACCGGUAGCACUACAAAUGUAGCAAAGACUGAUGAUGACUCACCAAAAAUGGUUGAAGCACGCAUUGCUACUGCUAUAGCAGCAGUCUCCGCUGCUACUGUCAAGAUUGCUGAAAGCCAUAACGACAAUAACAUUGAUGCUAACAAUGUUACAACAGAUGUUAAUACAAUUAUGGCUGUAGUUUUGGCCCACGAUAAUGACUAUGCAGAAAAUAGUAGUAGCUCUAACCCUAAUACCAAGAAACUGGGUCUGACUCGACUGCAGAGACUGGUAUUAAUUGGUGGGCCUGACGAUGGAGUUAUUUCGCCGUGGCAAUCCAGUCAAUUUGCUGUAUUGGAUAGUUCUGGUAAACUGAUAUCUAUGCGGGAGCGGCGACAAGAUGACAUAUACAGUGAUAAUGACCCAAUUGGAUUACAUCAGCUAGACAUGACGGAUCGAUUGGUGGAGUACACUGUGCCAGGAGUGAAUCAUCAUGAGUGGCACCACAAUGAAAAGGUACUCCGUGAGUGCAUAAUUGGAUGGUUAGACUAGAAACAGAUCUAUAGUGAUGCUAUAGUGGGCCAUAAUAGGAGUGGUCUAUUGUACAAAAGCAGAAAGAGGACUUCCAAGACCAAUACAUGUCUAUAAAUAUUACAUCAUUUAUCAAAUGCUAUUGUGAUAAUAUUGUUGAAAUUAUAUAUUUGUAUUUACUAUAACUAUUAAAUAUUAAAUAACUAAUUAUUUUGAAUUUUAA
This is a messenger RNA of Rhopalosiphum padi (bird cherry-oat aphid), 1706 nucleotides long. RefSeq lists its product as uncharacterized. The record is from RefSeq and is a predicted model, not a curated record. The transcript is spliced from 6 exons. NCBI's taxonomy places the organism in Eukaryota, Metazoa, Arthropoda, Insecta, Hemiptera, Aphididae. Gene Ontology annotation, molecular function: thiolester hydrolase activity. The coding region runs from base 329 to 1504 and encodes 391 amino acids. Gene Ontology annotation, cellular component: lysosome.